AUGGAGGCGGCCCACGACUCCAGCAGAGCUGGGGCAGCGCAGCAUGCUUCGACUGCGCAAAGCCUUGCGAGGAUUCUGAGGGAGCACAGAGACAUACAGCGCAAUGCUUCGCCUCAUUGGACAGCCGCUCCACUUUCACUCGAGGAGCCCCGAGAGUGGCAUUUCACACUGAGAGGGCCCCCGGACUCCCCGUUUGAGGGGGGUAUGUACCACGGACGUAUAGUGUUGCCAAAGAAUUACCCCUUUGCUCCUCCAUCUCUUAUGCUGCUAACAAGAAACGGCCGAUUCGACGUCAACAAAAAGAUAUGCUUGAGCGCGAGCAGUCACCAUCCUGAACUCUGGCAACCAGCAUGGGGCAUUCGCACUCUUCUUGAUGCACUCUGCGCUUUCUUCCCCACGCCAGCUCAGGGGGCUCUUCAUGCCCUAGAGGCCUCAGAGAAGGACCGGAGACAGAUGGCGCUGGAGAGCGCCUCUUGGGUGUGUCCAGUUUGCAAAAGACCCAACAGGCAACUUGUUGAAGAGGGCUGCGCCGCACCUUCCAACACUUUACCAGAAUUGCCUGAACAGCUGAAGGCUCAGGCGCUCCUUGCGAGGAACCAAAGCGAACAGCAGCCGGGGAAGGCGGACGCUGUUCAGGGGCCCCUGCUGACCCCGCAGGUUGGAAGCCCGUCCGAUGUUGGCAACUCUUCAGCAGUUCCACCGUCCAGCAGUAUCAGAGGCACCAGCAGUGGCAACCGAGUCGCAAACAGCAGCAGUAGCAGUGAUGGACAUUCUGUAGAGCGGAAUCCUGGGGGCUUAUCUACGGGCAGGAGACCUGCUCGGCCCCAGGCUCCUCCAUUCUGGGCUUUUCGGCUUGGUUCUCCUUCUAACAGAACGGAGUUUCUGAUUGCGUGGGCCGACUUGAUGCUCUUGCUUUUGCUGCUGGCUUCGUUGCUGCUGUUGGGUGACCUGCUGUUGCAGCCCCCCAAAUUUUCUUUGUUGCUCCCGUCUCCUUCGCUUAACCGCUGA
Molecule: messenger RNA, 1008 nt
Organism: Eimeria acervulina
Lineage: Eukaryota; Apicomplexa; Conoidasida; Eucoccidiorida; Eimeriidae
Product: ubiquitin-conjugating enzyme e2, putative
Exons: 6
Coding region: 1-1008 (335 amino acids)
Source: RefSeq, a predicted model, not a curated record